UUCGUUGGUUGUAGAGAGAAACUGCGCUUCAUUUCGUUGCUCAGUUAUGGGAACGUGUGUGUAGGUUGACUUUGAUUUGUCGGAAACCUGUUUUUUUUUGCUUCCAAACAAUGAAGGUUGUUUGCCUUAUUGCCGCAUUUUUGUUGGCAGUCACCGCCACCCAGGGAAAAGCUGUGCCUCCCCUUCCCGAGUUUGGGAGAGUGUAUCAUGUGAAAGGCGAGAUCUCUCUACCAUAUGCUGAGAUCAAGGAGCCAAUAGAAGCCUGGUUUGACCUGGACGCAAAGUCCAGCAGAGUUGAUUACUAUCAUGGCCAAGUGUCGACUUUCCAGUUGGGAGCUGAGAAGCCGUGGGGUGCCUAUUAUAAAAUCUCCCCAGAAACCACAGAAGUGGAGCUGAACGUCAUAAAGUGCUUCCAGUCAAACGGCACAGAGGAGGAAGUUGCCAAGCCUCAGCCGUCCCUGCCUGAUGUCCAAGGCUUUCAGUUCCUGAGGAUGGAGUAUUAUGGCGGCUCUCUGUGUGAAGUCUGGCAGAACGUUACCAUGAUUGGUCACAAGAAGAACACGUACACGCUGUGGGUGUCCCGCUCUGAGAAGAAUGCUGCCAUCCCGGUCCAUUAUGAGAUGAUGGGAUACAACACGCUGUUGCACUCACAUUAUGACAAGUACUUGGUGGAUUACGAUGAGUUCAGCACUCAAGUUGAUCCGAAGAGCUUCUUGCUUCCUGAAGGUAUGACCUGUGGGGGGUUUCCUGGACCUGGAGUGGAGCAUCACAUGUUGGCCAAUCCAUUGAAGGAGCUCAUUCACACGACCUCCUCAGGGAUCCCUCAGCGCAUCUUUAACCAUUUUAAGGAGAAGUUCCAGCGCCAGUACAGUGAUGAGAUGGAGCACGAGAAGAGGGAGCACACCUUUCUUCAUAAUCUCAGAUAUGUCCACUCCAAGAACAGAGCCGGUCUUUCCUUUUCGCUCGCACUGAACUCCCUGGCAGAUCGCACUAUGUCGGAGCUGAAAACGAUGAGGGGAAGCAAACGUGGGAAGACUCCAAACCGAGGCCUGCCCUUCCCCAGAGCACUCUACAGAGACGUUGUGCUACCUGACUCAAUGGACUGGAGACUUUUCGGUGCAGUGACCCCAGUGAAGGACCAGGCCAUCUGUGGGUCCUGUUGGAGCUUUGCCACCACUGGGGCAAUAGAGGGCGCCCUCUUCCUCUCGACAGGUUCCCUGCAGGUCCUGUCGCAGCAGAUGCUGAUGGACUGUUCCUGGGGUUUCGGGAACAAUGCCUGCGAUGGAGGGGAAGAAUGGCGAGGCUACGAGUGGAUCAUGAAGCAUGGAGGCAUCGCUACGACUGAGACCUAUGGGCCAUAUUUGGGCAUGAAUGGAUUUUGCCAUGUGAACGCCUCCCAGCUGGUGGCGCGUAUUCAGAGCUAUACAAACGUCACAUCCGGUGACACAGAGGCACUCAAGAUUGCCAUCUUCAAGAACGGCCCUGUAGCUGUAGGCAUCGAUGCAUCACACCCAUCAUUUCUGUUCUACAGCAACGGUGUUUACUACGAGCCCAAGUGUGGUAACACUCCUGACGAUUUGGACCAUGCUGUGCUGGCAGUGGGAUUUGGAACGCUGAAUGGAGAACCGUACUGGUUGAUCAAGAACUCCUGGUCCACGUACUGGGGUAACGAUGGCUACGUGUUGAUGUCUACGAAGGACAACAACUGUGGUGUUGCCACGGCAGCCACUUACGUGACCCUGGCUUAAGUGUGUGCCUCUUGUGCUGCUGAGAUGUGAGGGGCUAAAUGUGAAAUUUAAAAUGUUGCUUAAUCAGGGAAUCAUCAAGCUUUUUUUCAUUCUGAAAACAUUGUGGUGCGUACAAUCGCACAGUGCCUUUCACUUUUUUGAGGCACGCAGUAUAACAAAUCUGCGCUUUACAGACUUUCUGGAACAUGGCUACACUUCAGCAGCAACAGCUCAUCCACAGUCUCAUUGGAGUCUGAGCAUGGUGGCAGGCUGUAGAUUUCAUCUGACCCAAAUAAAUGUGCAAAAGUGUGUAUAGUAGUCACAAGUUUAUUGCUGGCGCACAAAGAAUCAACAUCUGCUUGACUGGUCAACAGGUCUUGGCAUGCUUGUGCCACGACAACAGUGGCAUGAAUCGCUUCCGUUCACUCUUCUCGUUGGUGUCUGGCUACUGUUCCAGUGAAGUCAUGUGAGACAUGGCAUUUGUGCGACAGCGUUGAUGAGUAAAUAAAUGAGGAGUAACAUGGUUUAAAGACACAAC
Synchiropus splendidus (mandarinfish) is the source of this 2265-nucleotide messenger RNA. RefSeq names its product digestive cysteine proteinase 2-like. The transcript is spliced from 11 exons. Gene Ontology annotation, molecular function: cysteine-type endopeptidase activity. Gene Ontology annotation, cellular component: lysosome. The record is from RefSeq and is a predicted model, not a curated record. Bases 111 to 1748 code for a protein of 545 amino acids. Gene Ontology annotation, biological process: immune response. NCBI's taxonomy places the organism in Eukaryota, Metazoa, Chordata, Actinopteri, Syngnathiformes, Callionymidae.